Molecule: messenger RNA, 2847 nt
Organism: Indicator indicator
Lineage: Eukaryota; Metazoa; Chordata; Aves; Piciformes; Indicatoridae
Gene: GTF2IRD1
Product: GTF2I repeat domain containing 1
Exons: 26
Coding region: 1-2847 (948 amino acids)
Biological process (GO): transcription by RNA polymerase II
Cellular component (GO): nucleus
Molecular function (GO): DNA-binding transcription factor activity
Source: RefSeq, a predicted model, not a curated record
AUGGCCCUGGCAGGGAAGCCUUUAGACGUGACUCUCAGCACCUCCAGAGCUGACCAGUGGAAUAUGGUUUUUCCCCAGAAAGAUGAAAUCAUCACCAGCUUAGUGUCUGCCUUAGACUCCAUGUGCUCGGCGCUCUCCAAGCUGAACGCGGAGGUGGCCUGCAUCGCCGUCCACGAGGAGAGUGCCUUCGUGGUGGGCACUGAGAAGGGUCGAGUCUUCCUCAGCGCCCGCAAGGAGCUGCAAACUGACUUCCAGAAGUUUUGCAGAGUCCAGCAGAGGAAGGAGCAGGACGCAGAGGUGCAGAAGAAGGCUAAGGAGUGCGGGCGAAGCGUGCUCAGGGUCUCCCCGGACCAGGGAUCCGACGUGUACCUCCUCAGGAAGAUGGUAGAGGAAGUGUUUGAUGUGCUUUAUAGUGAAGCUGUGGGGAAGAGCAGCGUGGUCCCUUUGCCCUACGAGAGGUUCCUGAAAGAGCCAGGCUCGCUGGCAGUGGCUGGCUUGCCUGAGGGGAUCAGCUUUAAGAAACCCAUGGAGUACGAUAUGAAAUCCCUGAUGGCCAUCCUAGAGCACAGCCACAGCAUCCGCUUCAGGCUAAAAAGGCCAGCAGACGAGCCCAGCCGAGAGCCAAACCCCAGCAUCGAGCUGACUUGUACCUCCCUCACCUCCAAAGGUGGCCGGGACUCUGGUGCCAACGGCCCCAUGGCCAAGCCUGCCAGCCAGGACGCUCCGUCUGCCAUCGCAAACUUCCUGUACGGAGUCUCACUGCCGACCCAGAUGGGCGUCGACCUAAAGCAAGAGAUGUCCUCGGGGCCCAGCGCGGGCGGCGAGGUGCUGCUGCCCCGGCCGGCGGCAGAGCUGAAGGUGCCUUCCUCACAGGAGUACAGCGACUGCUGUGGACAGAAAUCAUCGGUCUCCGGGGGUCCCCUCAUCCAGAACGUGCACUCAUCCAAGCGCAUCCUCUUCUCCAUUGUCCAUGACAAGACAGAUAAGUGGGACAGCUUUAUAAAAGAAACUGAAGAUAUCAACACCCUUAGGGAGUGCGUGCAAAUUCUGUUUAACAGCAGAUAUGCUGAAGCCUUGGGGUUAGACCACAUGGUGCCUGUCCCGUACCGGAAGAUCGCCUGCGACCCCGAGGCCGUGGAGAUCAUCGGCAUCCCGGACAAGAUUCCCUUCAAGAGGCCUUGCACCUACGGCGUCCCCAAGCUCAAACGGAUACUGGAGGAGAGGCACAACAUCCAUUUCGUCAUCAAAAGGAUGUUUGACGAGAGGAUUUUUACAGGAAGCAAAUUUACCAAAGAUCCAACCAAGCUGGAGCCCUCCAGCCCCCCUGGGGAGAUCUCCCCCGAGCCACACCGCGGGGCUGUUCUGGACCUGGUGGGGACCUCUCAGGCCAACAGCCGGUCUGACAAGUGUAGUGUUUCUGAAAGCUGUGAACCAGGUACCUCAGGAGAGCUCAGUGGAAUCAGGCAGAUCAAAAUCGAGCCGGAUGAGCUGGACAUCAUCCAGAUCACUGUGCCAGACCGAUCGCCUGGCUCCGAUGAGAUGCACGACCCAGUGCCCACGCACCUGGCCUCAGAGGAGUCCAACUACAUCCUAGACACGGUAGCAGAGAAGGGGCCCAGUGAGGAGUCCCGGCAUGAAGAAAAGCAGUUGGAGGAUGGCAUAGGGGACGUUUUAAGUCAUUUGAGGAAACAAGUAGAAAUUUUGUUCAACACGAGAUACGCCAAAGCCAUAGGAAUAUCAGAGCCUGUCAAAGUUCCCUACUCCAAGUUCCUGAUGUAUCCUGAAGACCUGUUUGUGGUGGGCUUGCCAGAGGGCAUCCUGCUGCGACGCCCCAACUGCUUUGGGAUUGCCAAACUCAAGAAGAUCCUGCAAGCAAGCAACAACAUCCAGUUUGUCAUUAAAAGGCCGGAGCUGCUGGCGGAGGGUGUCAAGGAGCCGGCGUCGGACAGCCCGGCAGCCAAAGCCGCUGGCGAGAGGGACUCGGGGGAGGCGCUGCUGGAGGACGCUGUGAAGAGGCAGAGCUUUCAAGAAAAUUAUGAUGCCAGGCUUUCCAGAAUAGACAUUGCUAACACGCUGCGGGAGCAAGUCCAGGACCUGUUCAACAAGAAAUAUGGUGAGGCCUUGGGGAUCAAGUACCCUGUGCAAGUGCCAUACAAGCGGAUCAAGAGCAAUCCAGGGUCAGUGAUCAUAGAGGGGCUGCCCCCCGGGAUCCCCUUCAGGAAGCCAUGCACCUUUGGCUCGCAGAACCUGGAGAGGAUAUUGGCUGUUGCUGAUAAAAUCAAGUUCACCGUGACCAGGCCUUUUCAAGGACUCAUCCCCAAACCUGAUGAGGACGAUGCCAACCGGCUGGGCGAGAAGGUGAUCCUAAGAGAGCAAGUGAAAGAGCUGUUCAACGAAAAAUACGGAGAGGCUCUGGGCUUGAACCGGCCUGUCAUGGUGCCCUAUAAACUGAUCAGGGACAGCCCUGACGCCGUGGAGGUUACCGGGCUGCCGGACGAUAUCCCUUUCAGAAACCCUAAUACCUACGACAUCCACCGCCUGGAGAAGAUCCUGAAGGCACGGGAGAGCAUCCGGAUGGUGAUCAUAAACCAGCUCCAGCCAUUUGCUGAAAUCUGCACUGAGGCCAAACAAACAGAGAAAGACAGCAGCGUUCCCAAACGGAAGCGGAAGAGGAUCUCCGAAGGGAACUCGGUAUCUUCCUCUUCCUCAUCUUCCUCUUCCUCCUCUUCCAAUAUGGAGUCUACAUCAUCAACAAAUCAGAUCUCACUUGUGCAAUGGCCCAUGAACAUGUACAUGUUAGACUAUGGUGGUCUAAACGUCCAGAUCCCAGGACCUAUUAACUAUUAG